Molecule: messenger RNA, 782 nt
Organism: Manduca sexta (tobacco hornworm)
Lineage: Eukaryota; Metazoa; Arthropoda; Insecta; Lepidoptera; Sphingidae
Product: zinc metalloproteinase nas-4-like
Biological process (GO): proteolysis
Molecular function (GO): metalloendopeptidase activity; zinc ion binding
Source: RefSeq, a predicted model, not a curated record
AUGGCGUGUUUACUAUACAAAUCAACAAUAUUUUUAUUAUUAGGUCCGAUCCAGAAGGAGGCUAUCGAAGAAGGUAUAAGGGACAUCGAGAGGCACACCUGCGUCAAAUUCCGCUACCGUGAACCUGAAGACACAGUCUUUGUUAGAGUUACUGGCGGUGCUGGCGGUUGCUUCGCGCACGUCGGCUACUGGGAAUCCCGCGGCAUCCACACUUUGAACCUGGCGCGCAACGUGCCAGGCACCGGCUGCUUCCGCCACCCCACCAUCGUUCACGAGUGGAUGCACAUCCUCGGCUUCCUGCACAUGCAGUCCACUUACAACAGAGAUGAUUACGUCAAGAUUGUUGAGGAGAAUCUUAGACCUGGCACUGAGCAUAACUUCGCCAUUUACACUUCUGACAUGGUGAGCAACCUGGACAUUGAAUACGACUACGUGAGCUGCAUGCACUACGGACCCUUCGCUUUCAGCAAUGGUGAGAAGACCAUCGUGGCUCUACAGGAACACGAGGGUGAUAUGGGACAGCGCAUCUUCAUCACCGACAAGGACUGGCUUCGCAUCAACAGACACUACAACUGCCCCGGCGCAUGGGACUAAACCUUCACUAUGACUUUAUAUUUAUACGAAAAUUUUAUAUCAAUAUAUAAAUGUAUUUUUAUACAAAAGAAAAGAAUAUCAUACAACAAAACGCUUCGUUUAUUAUUUAGCGCCAUUGAAAGCAACAAUCUGGUGGAAAAUUUUAAAUGAUCUCUGCAUUACUUUUAAUAAAGACAUUUUUAAAAUAA